Messenger RNA from Beta vulgaris subsp. vulgaris (sugar beet), 3878 nucleotides. RefSeq names its product protein disulfide isomerase pTAC5, chloroplastic. NCBI's taxonomy places the organism in Eukaryota, Viridiplantae, Streptophyta, Magnoliopsida, Caryophyllales, Amaranthaceae. The transcript is spliced from 7 exons. The coding region runs from base 105 to 1298 and encodes 397 amino acids. The record is from RefSeq and is a predicted model, not a curated record.
UUUUAGAGAAGUUGCAACAGAUAUUUCUUUUGUAGAUACUCAAGACUCCGCGCUCACUCGUUUAUGGCGUAGUAGUUACUAUAUCUGAAAAAAAAACAUAGGAAAUGGCGGUAAUAAUAUCUAGCAACUUCUACACCAUUACCAGUCAUUCUUACUUCCACAAUCACACCAAUAAUCAAACAAAGUUUCGCAUUAGUUGCAGAAAUCCAAUUCUCUCUCCUCCUCCUCCUCAUCAUCGUCGCAGAUUAUGCGCAUGUCAAGCAUCAUCAAAACCUAACAAUGGCGAUUUUCACGAAGCAGAAGAACAACGAUGGCUUCGCGAAGAGCAGAGAUGGCUACGAGAAGAACAACGAUGGCUUCGCGAAGAAGCUCGCUGGAAUACCGAACGUCAGUCUCUAUUACGCCAAAUAUCCGAAUUAUCGCUUCAAAUUCAACAUUUACAAUCGGAAUUAGAUAGUCUUCGUGAAAAUCGCAGCAAUUCCGCCGAUUUUGAGGUGACGCUAACAAAAAUGGCGGCGCUUUUGGAAGCUAAGAGUUCGAUUGUCGAGUUUUCUGACACGAUUUCGAAUUCAGAGUCGGAUGUAACGAGUUUGGAUUCCAUUGAUGAAAUUCCUUCUGUCAAUUCUAUGGAAUUCGAGGAGGAGAAAAAAGAGCCGGUACGAAAUGCAACUUCAAGUUUAAGUUCGAGUUCGAGUUUGAGAAUGGGAGCUGAAGGAGAAGAAGUUCGCGCUUUACAGGAAGCAUUGAUGAGUUUAGGAUUUUAUUCUGGAGAGGAGGAUAUGGAGUUUUGUAGCUUCUCUAGUGGUACUGAAAGAGCUGUUAAAACUUGGCAAGCCUCAAUAGGCAUUCGCGAAGACGGAAUGAUGACUCCCGAGCUUCUUGAACAAUUGUAUUCGUCUCAGGAAAUUCAAAGUUCUAAACCGAAAGGUGAAGGAAACGGCGUUCUUACUAACGUGAAGGAAGUUCAGCAGACAGUUGUGAAGAAAGUACCAGCUGAUGCUGAAGUACCUGAGAACCGAGUAUUCCUUCUUGGUGAGAAUCGGUGGGAGGAGCCUUCAAGGCUAAAUAGAGGAACUGAUAAAUCAGGCAGUGGAGUCAAGGCUCAAUCUUCUGCUCCAAAAUGCCUUCUUUGUCGAGGAGAGGGUCGUCUACUGUGCAUGGAGUGUGAUGGAACUGGGGAUCCACAUAUUGAAGAACAGCAGUUUCUGGAUUGGGUGGAAGAAGGAGCAAAAUGCCCUUAUUGUGAAGGCCUUGGAUAUAAUAUCUGUGAUUUAUGUGAAGGGAAAAGUGUUGCCUAGGUGCAGGCUGGAAUAUUUUUGAUCCCUUGCUGUUGUGUCCAAGCAGCCAAUGUUGUGAGAUGUUGUACCUUAUAUAGGUGCUGCCACGCUGAUUUGAUGAUAGCUUGAGGAGUGAGGAGAUUAUGAGUUGGUCAUGGCUCUCUUUAAAUAAAAUUGCUUGGACAAGCUAUUAUCAUUCCAUGUAAAUUAUGCACAGAUUACUAUUGUCAUUACUUCAAGAUAUGUUGCUAUGCCAAACACAUUGUCAGAGUUAUGAAUAGAUAGGCUCAAGUCUUCUUCUUUUGACGUGGAAAACGUACAUGAAACAAAAUUAGUAGUACAUAAAGCAACAUGGAAGUAUCAAUGGGCGUCGAAGGGGAAACUCGUGUUCCGAGAGGCCUUGGCUAGAUCAUGAGCAGCUGCAACAUCAGCGUGUGACACUUUCAUUAUGCAACACCCUUUGAGAGAUGCCGCAAGACGUUUGAUAUCUAAUAGGGUGUGCUUGAGGUAGAUAUGUUGGGUCAAGGCCGAACCCAAGGUAGUGACGAGGUUUGCUGAGUCCGUGUAAACCAGGACAUUUUAAAACGAGUUAUUGGUCGCCCAUAGAAGGCACAGACGGCAAGCUUGAGCUUCAACUUGGAAGCCCGUAGCCGCCUUCAUCACAUGACUCUCUUGAACUUGGUAAUCCGAGUAACUAAUGUCCGCUCGUGGUGCGAAUUCUUGUUCCAAGCUCCGUCGCAUCGUAUAAGGACGUCAGUGGCCGUACCAAUGAACAGCCCAUAGGCUCAAGUAAUUAGGAGACAAGUAAUACAUUUUAAACUAUACCUAGCAUACUGACCAUAGAUAUAAAACAGGUCCUGUGUAAUUUCAUAGUGGUGGCCUGGUGGGGUUAUGAUAUAAGGCGUGUUUUUUUGUAGUAUUUUUUUUUUUCGAUAGUGUGUUUUUCUAGUAGUUUUGAUAAAAUUUUCAUGCAUUAUGAUGAUGCAUAUCAGAUAUAAGAUGUUUUGUGCAUAGUGUAUACUGUAUAGUGUAUACUAAUGCAGUAAACAGAACCAGGUAGGAGCUGCAACUAGUUGGUCUUCGGAUCAGUCUUCUUGCUUAGUUUGUUAUAUCUAGAGUCUACUAUGUACUAUCACUUGUUAGAAGAGCUUAAUACAAGUUUCAGUAGAACUUCAUUGUGAUUUGUGAAGUUCUAUCAGAAGGCUUUCCUUAGUUUAUACCCUUUUCUGAUAAAAUUAGAGUCUAGUGUCUAUGUUGAGAUACCAUCAGUGUCGUGAUUGGUGGAGGAGCUAGGAAACUAAAGGAUCGGUAAGACGAACUAGAAAGGCAAACUAAAUUCUGGGAGGUUUCUUUUCCUUUGUUUUGAAUUUUGAUGCGUUAUGCCGUUAUUAUCUGACCAUGUAACACCCAAAUUACAAUGUCUUUCUCAAGUGAACAAUCAUCAGAUUGUACAAUCUGGUGACUGGUGAGUAGUUAGGAUUUAUUCUGAAGACCACGUCUUUCAGACUAAAUCCUCACUUUUGCUACCGCUAAGUGCAGUAGCAGUAGUGAGUAGUGACUAAAUAUUCCAAGAUCUCGGAUCGAAUCGUUAUUUCCUCACUUUUGCUAGACAGUAGCAAUAGUCAGGAUUUAUUAGUAUUUACGAGACUGCUACUUUUAUCUGGUGAGGAUGUACCAAUGUGUCUGUGUAGAUGUCUACAACGUUAUUUUAGUUUCUAACAUAUAGCAUUGACACUGUUCUUUUCACAUAUGAAAACCACAUUUUAAGUUUCAUUAAGCUCACGUAAAGUCUUUGUGAAAUUAUUAAAGGUUCACCUAAAGCUGAAAGUGCAAUUAUUACUAACAAACUUGUAGUCGAAUUAGUUUUCUGACAUGGUGCUGGAGAAACAAAAACUGGAUCUGCUGUGCUAAAAUCUUUGGAUUCCCUGUAGCUGAUAGCUAAUAAUUUCAAGCUUCGAAUUCAAUGUACCAUACAGGCCGGUGCUAGCCUUAUCUUUUCCUAUCGUCAUAAUCUUGAAUUACAUCCUUAAUUCAGCCCACUUGAUUAAGUAGGUCAAUUAGGUUAUCCUUUAUAUUAAACUAGUCUGAUAUCCACGCAAUGCGUCGAAAAAUAUAUAGAAAAUUAAAUUAAUUGUGUAGAAGACUAUCUUGCAUUUUGUUUUCUUAAAAAAUUAAUGUUUUUUUUUUCCCAUCUCUAUUUUCUGGUGUUUUCCAUGUAGUAUAAUAGAAAUAGGAUUUUUAAGCCAAGUUACUAAUUAUAGAGUACUGAUUGGGCUGUUGUGUUGGUUCGACUUUUGUCAGUUCUAGUUUCUCCUCUUUUUCCACCCAUGUUAUCCACUUUUUAAUAUUUUGACCCAAUUUUUAGUUUUAUUCACUUUUUAGUUUCUCUUUCUACCUAUACUUUUGGGCUUCCUCAUCUCCUCCAAAGUGAAGUGAGUAAAUUAAAAAGAAACAUAACAUUUAAUAGGAUAGUUUUCUUGUUGUUUGAGCAUUUUCCAACUUGAACUUGAACAAUUGAGAGCCUAGUGGACCCUAAAUUGCCAAAUAAAGUAUUCUUAAAAAGAGGGAAUAAAAAAAAAAAAAACCCAUUUGUAUAUGAUU